GCAGCCAGCGACCGGUGGUGGCUGCGCGCCGAGAUGCUGGUGGUCGGUGCGGCCGCCGUGGCAGGGUGCAGCGUGUUCUUCUCGCGGCCGGCCUUCUGCACGACGGAGGAGGGCCUCUGCUCCACCGAAGAGUGCGCUUGUGCGGACCCUGCCCACGGCCUCCGAGAGCUGAGGACGCCGGACGGCAAGGAGUGCCGGCAGUGCGUCGCCGCCUGCCCGGUGGCGAACGGCAGCGAGGUGCCUGCGAAACCCCCAUCGACAAGAAGCGCGACAAAGUCGACCUGUUUGCGAUCCCUGACUUCUGCGGGCCAGAUACCAAAUCGACAACUCCUGACAAGAGUGAGAUGGGCCUGGGCGCUAACAA
Molecule: messenger RNA, 364 nt
Organism: Prorocentrum cordatum
Lineage: Eukaryota; Dinophyceae; Prorocentrales; Prorocentraceae
Source: the annotation of a GenBank genome assembly